GGCUAGCUUGAAGUGGUGGGUGUUGACAUGUCAGCUGAUUGCGGCAUGCAAAGCCUCUUGUUUAGUUAGCUUAGCUUAGUCGGAUGUUUGUUUUUGUCAUGAGCUAGGCGGCCUUUAAACGAACCGCACGGUUUUAACGCAUAUUCAAGGUUUUAGCGCACUUCCGGUCUCCGUCAGUCGCCUGCCGUGUUGUUGUUGUUGUGCUCUUGUCGGUGAAGCUGCAGUUUUUAUUUAGAUUUUGUUUUUGUCAGAGAGAGCAGGAAGAGUCUGCUGCAUUGCAGCCCGCCGCUGAUGGAAUUCAAACACACAUCGAUGGCGACUCCAGGUCCAAACGGCUCGUCGGCACCGAGCGGUACCGCGGGACCGGCCGCCCAUCAUUACCAGCAGCAGCACGUCACGACCAUGAGCAGCCUGCAGGAAUCCAACACCUGCUGGAGAUGUCAGAGUGAAACAGGGUUUCAGAUAAACCUGUCUGGAGCUCCCCCAAGCAAACGUAAAGCCCUGAAGCUGAACUUCGCCAACCCCUCCAUCAAACCCUCGACCAGAUUCUCUCUGAACACGGCCGGGCCUCCGUUUCAGAACCCGCACAUAGAGCGGCUGAGAACGCACAGCAUUGAGUCGUCAGGGAAGCUAAAGAUCUCCCCGGAGCAGCACUGGGACUUCACGGCCGAGGAUCUCAAAGAUCUGGGCGAGAUCGGCCGAGGGGCGUACGGCUCGGUCAACAAGAUGGUGCACAAGCCGAGCAACACCAUCAUGGCCGUCAAGCGGAUCCGGUCGACCGUGGACGAGAAGGAGCAGAAGCAGCUUCUGAUGGACCUGGACGUGGUCAUGAGAAGCAGCGACUGUCCGUACAUCGUCCAGUUCUACGGUGCGCUCUUCAGAGAGGGCGACUGUUGGAUCUGUAUGGAACUCAUGGCUACCUCCUUAGACAAGUUUUACAAGUUUGUUUAUUGCACAUUAGACGACGUGAUUCCAGAAGAAAUAUUAGGAAAAAUAACUUUAGCUACUGUGAAAGCUCUUAACCACUUAAAGGAAAACUUGAAAAUAAUUCACCGAGACAUUAAGCCGUCAAACAUCUUGCUGGACAGAAACGGGAACAUAAAGCUCUGUGACUUCGGCAUCAGCGGCCAGCUGGUCGACUCCAUCGCUAAAACCAGAGAUGCGGGCUGCAGGCCAUACAUGGCGCCGGAGAGAAUAGACCCCAGCGCGUCCAGGCAGGGCUACGACGUCCGCUCAGACGUUUGGAGUUUGGGAAUCACUCUGUACGAGCUGGCCACGGGACGGUUCCCCUACCCAAAGUGGAACAGCGUGUUCGACCAGCUGACCCAGGUGGUCCGAGGAGACCCACCUCAGCUCAGCAACUCUGAGGAGAGACGCUUCUCCCCUAAAUUCAUCUCGUUUGUCAACGCUUGCCUUACAAAGGACGAGUCGAAGAGACCAAAGUACAAAGAACUGCUGAGGGACCCGUUCAUCCAGAUGUACGAGGAGCGCUCCGUGGACGUGGCCUGUUACGUCUGCAGGAUCCAGGAUCAGAUGCCGGCGUCGCCCAGCUCGCCCACAUAUAUGGACUGAUCGCAGAAGCACGUCAUUUAACCUCCUGCAAGCAGAAAAACAAAAACGUUGCCUAAAGUAAUCCUGUCCGUUUGUUUGGUCCCGUUGUUGCAGUGUUAGGACAACUUCUCUGUAUAUAAGAACACGCUUCAGUUUCUCUUGUUCUCAACCUCACAGAUGAGAUUUAUCUCAGAAAAAAAACUGGAUCUGUAUUUAUGGAACUGAAAUUGUGGAUUUUUAAAUUUAGAGUCUUCAGAAUCAUCCUGUUUGUGAAUCGUUCCACCUCUUGGGUGAAAUGAACACAUUGUUGUUCAGUAAUUAAUCAAGCUGCGCAGGUAAAACAGACUUAAAGUGUCGGAGUCGAGCCGGGCUUUCAGAACCGUCGCCUCUGCAGUGGACUCUGAGCUGAAUGAAUAAAGAGA
Messenger RNA from Nematolebias whitei (Rio pearlfish), 1973 nucleotides. RefSeq names its product mitogen-activated protein kinase kinase 4a (gene map2k4a). The transcript is spliced from 13 exons. Bases 292 to 1572 code for a protein of 426 amino acids. Gene Ontology annotation, molecular function: ATP binding; JUN kinase kinase activity. The record is from RefSeq and is a predicted model, not a curated record. Gene Ontology annotation, biological process: protein phosphorylation; MAPK cascade. Lineage: Eukaryota; Metazoa; Chordata; Actinopteri; Cyprinodontiformes; Rivulidae.